Thelazia callipaeda (thelaziosis nematode) is the source of this 618-nucleotide messenger RNA. NCBI's taxonomy places the organism in Eukaryota, Metazoa, Nematoda, Chromadorea, Rhabditida, Thelaziidae. The record is from the annotation of a GenBank genome assembly.
AUGGCUACAACUGGAAUAUUCAAAAUCGUUUCCAGCAAUAAUGAUAUAACUGCAGCUGAAGUCAGUGGAUCAGAAAAUGAAUUAAAUCUUCAGAAUUGUCGGAAUACUUUAUUGGAAAAAUUUGAAAACUUAGCCAAUCAACUUUCUGCCGGUUGGAAAUAUCAUAUUGCAAAUACUGAUGGUAUCAAAGAAGCAUGGAUAAAUUUUGACGACUUCUAUACUGAAAUAUGCUCGUUUGCGUCAUCAGAUCAGAACUUACCAACAAUUGUAAAUAGUAAUAAAACCAAUGAUACUGGUUUCGAAUCUUAUCGUUAUCAUCAUCAUCAACAACAACAGCAUCACUAUCGUACGACUCAAGAAUGUCAUAAGUUACUGAUCGAAAAAGUUGAUGCUUUAACAAGCAAGUUAUCACCAAAUUGGACUAUGGCUAUCGAAAGUAUCAAUGGCAUUUCACUUGCUUGGAAGAAUUUUCUGCAGUAUUUUCAACGAAUUUGUGCCCAAGAUCAUGGUAAGCCAUAUAAUUUCCAUCAUAUCAAUUGUUUCACAAAUAUUUGCUUGAUAAAAACUGGUGGUAUGACAAUUAAUUUACUGGAGAUAAAACAAAAAGUUGGUAAUUAG